GUAAAAUCUUUCCAUCCUACGUAAAUUUUAGUAGCAUUUUCAGAGAGUCCAAUAUAUUGAAUUGGUGCUACUCGGGGAAGACUAGAAUAGAAUCUGCCUUUAACCAACUCUUGUCCAUCGGUGACUUUUUCUUCUUCGCACGAUCGAAGAUGCAAGAAUGUAUACCAGGACCAGCGCUAUAUACACACCUUUCUCUCUCUCUCUCUCACACACACACAUAACUAAGGUCCUCGGCAUAUAUCUUCCUGAGCUUGCGUACACCGCAGCAGCUGACUGAUCUUUGCCGGCCGGCGGAGCAGGUAGACGAAGAUGCUGGGCGGCGGCGUGUCCUUCUCCUUAGGCGACGUGCUGACCAUCUGCGGGCUGCUGGCGGUGCAGUGCAUCUUCGGUCUCUACAUGAUGUUCCUCAACCGGCUACUCGUGGCCGGCGUCCCGUCGCUCUUCAUCAUCGUCGUCGCAUGCGCCGCCUCCUCCGUCGUCGUUCUCCCCUUCGCCAUCGCCCUCGAGAGGAAGAAAUGGCCCAAGCGCUGGAGCCCCGUGUUGAUAAUCCAGCUCGUUAUGAUCUCCCUUGGAGGGGUAUCAAUAUACCAAGUCUUGAUGAUGCUCGGCGUCGAGCGGACCUCGCCAGCGAUCGCCUCGGCCAUGCCCAAUCUUGGCCCUGGCUUCAUCUUCGUCAUCGCCGCCUGCCUGAGGUUUGAGAGAUUUGAGUGGAAGUGCAAGUACACCAGAGCAAAAAUCUUGGGUACGUUGGUAUGCAUAAGUGGAGCAAUGUGCGUGAGCUUCCUGAAGAAUCCGGAUCCCGGCAGAGUGCCAGAGUCCGUUCCCAGGGACCAAGAGUUGUCUGGCAUGAAAAUCGACAGAGACUGGGUCCUUGGCUGUGUGUACCUGCUCACUGGAGUCACGGUCUUCGCUUGCAACACUGUCCUGCAGGCUGCAACCCUCAAGAGGUUCCCGGCGCCGCUGUCCAUCUGUGUGAUCACCGCCAUGAUGGGAUCGAUCUUCAGCGCCAUCAUCCAGGUCAUCAUGGACGGCAAGCUCGGCGCGGGCACUACAGGCAACAUCCCCAGAAUAAUCGCUGAAAUUGUGCUCGUGGGAGGUGUGGUGAUCGGCCUGUGCACGACGUUCCAGGUGUCGAGCAUCGGCCGCAAGGGGCCUGUCCUGGUGUCCAUGUUCAGCCCGUUCCAGACCGCGUUCUCGGCCUUCAUCUCCUUCAUCUUCUUUGGGCAAUGGAUCGGCACAGGGUGCCUGGUGGGGAUUGCGCUCAUGUUUGCGGGCCUCUAUGUGGUGCUAUGGGCCAAGAACCGGGAGGACAAGAUGUUCGCCGAGCUUGCGCUGCCGUCUGACUCUGACGCAACUGAAUCUGAUAUCGAGAGGCCAUUCUUGCAGUGAUGGGUUGGGCAAAAAUCAAAAUCGCUUGCUUCCACUACUGGCUAGACGCCUUAGGAAUCUACACAGAUCCUAUCUACUGUUUGACUUUCUUUUGCUGAGAUAUUGUUUGGAUUUUGGAAAACUCAAGUUAUUUUACAGCUCGCUGAGCGAAGGCCAGUACUCUCGCUUUACCUCGUUAUAAGUGUCAACGUUCCUUCCGACACACUUGCCGCCUUGCUUUGAAUAUUACUCCCUUCUUCCUAAAUAUAUACUUCCUCCGUUCGAAAUUACUUGUCUCAGAAAUGGUUGUAUCUAAAACUAAAAUACGUCUAGAUACAUUCAUUUCUACGACAAGUAAUUCCGAACGGAGAAAGUACAUCUCUUUUUAGAGAUUCCAUUCUAAAAUUCUACACUCUAAAAUUCUUAGAACCCUCGAGUUUUCAAAAGCUUGCAUGUGCUCGGAACAAAUAGUUGUAUGUAAAUAGACAGAAAGAAAUCAAACAUAUUUAUUAAACAUGUA
This is a messenger RNA of Triticum aestivum (bread wheat), 1888 nucleotides long. RefSeq names its product WAT1-related protein At5g47470. Bases 310 to 1389 code for a protein of 359 amino acids. The record is from RefSeq and is a predicted model, not a curated record. NCBI's taxonomy places the organism in Eukaryota, Viridiplantae, Streptophyta, Magnoliopsida, Poales, Poaceae. Gene Ontology annotation, molecular function: transmembrane transporter activity. Gene Ontology annotation, cellular component: membrane. The transcript has 6 exons.